Molecule: messenger RNA, 999 nt
Organism: Mytilus californianus (California mussel)
Lineage: Eukaryota; Metazoa; Mollusca; Bivalvia; Mytilida; Mytilidae
Exons: 5
Coding region: 114-680 (188 amino acids)
Source: RefSeq, a predicted model, not a curated record
GUUUGUUAUGCAUAAAAGGCAAUCGUAUCACGUCUCCUUAUUUUUAUACUGAAGGAUGUCUUGUUUUUGGGAUACUUUUUCGCCAUCAGUAAACACACUUUUUUGUUCAUUUUAUGGAUCGGCGUUACUGUAAAAGAGAAGUAAAAGACAUAAAAUUCAAAGGUUCUUUUACCUGUCAUGUUCGUCAUGGAGGUUUCACAAACCAAUUUUUGAAAGUAGAUAAUCUCAGCAGACUGUUUAUAGCUUCGUUGAACAACAGAGAUUGCAUAGCUACUUCAAAUACAAGUACUUUUAAAUGUUAUAUGUUCUGUUGUCGAAUCUUAAUGAAAUACAGAAAAGUACGAACUGUCUAUUUCUGUGCCAUAUGCUCUUAUUCAGACAGGAACAGAUUUUUAACUGCAAAGGACAAAGAUAGAGUGACGUUGUCGGCGACGCCUAUUUCUGAACAUGUAACGAAUAUAAUUUUCAACACAGAAAAAGUAAAUUUGACAGACCCAAGAUAUUUCAUCUACACCAAAACGGCCACAGGGAAAUCAGUAUUUGAAUCGGCAGCGUAUCCAGGUAGAUUGUUAACUUGGGAUGGUGAAAGAGUAUGUCUCAAGUCUUAUAAUAGAUUAGACAAACAUUGUAUGACUGAAGAUGAUCGUAAUUUUGAAAUAAUUCGUUGUGUCAGAAACUAAUGUAGAUUUCAUAUAAUAUAUAUAUAUAUAUAUAUAUAUAUAUAUAUAUAUACAUGUAUGAACUUCAAUGAUACCACUAUGCUAAACACAUGAGGUUGUUGAAAUGUAAUUUAAGAUAAAACAAAUGUGAUUAUGCUUUUUAAGCGUUAUUAUAAUUUUUAGACUUUUGAAUAUUUGUAACUAUCUAGUCAUAUGUUUUACUGCAAUUAUAUGAUGCUGUUUGUAUAUACUAUGUUUUUGAUGCAGCAGGUGUCAGUACCCCGCUGGCGCAUGCCCCCGUUGUAAAGGGGUACUUCAUAAUAAAUUAUAUUCUAAAUGA